CUCUAGGCCAGCCACUCGAUUUCCCCUCGAAGCGCCGAGAAAAAGCCUCAUAAUUAAUAGCACAGCUGAUAGACAGUGUGGGCACUUGCAUGAGCCUUGGGUGGGUUCCUGAAAUCUUGGAUGCGCAAUGCGGCGUAGGAAUAUCAUAGUGGUUGAUUCGAUUGGCCGUCGAGAAAGUACGCCUCCAGGCACCGCUGCUAUUCUCCGCUUUGAGGUCUCAUCACUGGUUGUGGAGAGUAGCGGAUAAUUCGCUGGUUUUGGCCUGCAUCUUCUCCCCCAGCAUAUUACUUUUAUUGAACAGGUAAUCAAGCACCAUGGGCGUACAAUUUUGUAAUGAUUGUGGAAAUCUCCUUGAUAUCUCUUCGUUGGAGACCUUGCAGUGUGAACGGUGUGGGACAGCCGCGAAGAACGAAGCAUUACUCCAUACGCAGAAGUUUCCCAUCUAAGCUUCGCGACAAAUUGAGAUCUCAUACUCAGGAAGUCACGCGUGAAGCCAUUGCCUCUGGUCCAGAGAUCGACUUGGACUAUAUCAAGUGCCCAUCCAAGAACGUCACGUAUGCCCAGGUGCAGUUGAGGAGUGCUGAUGAAGGGAGUACCAUCUUUUAUACCUGUUUACAAUGUGGGCAUAGAUGGCAAGAGGAUAAUUGAUGACCUGGUCGAAAUCCUUUAUGGGUGAGACUCUAGUAAACACUAUUAUGGAAUGAUGAGCGAGAAACUAGACUUCCUCCGAUUUUUUCCACUGUCUGUCAUUGGUUCUGCGAUCUCCUUGGUUGUUUUGGCGGAGGAUACAUAGUAGUUUCAAGGUGCUUUCAAUCAGUGCUUGAACCUUACCAUAUCAACAACUGGUUUGAGACAUUGAUCAAGCGUCCAGGCUGUAGACCACUAGAGGAUCGCAGCAACUUCCCUCGGCUCUUUUUUUUUAGCAGACACUGCAAUCUAGGUAGACACCAAAGAAUGACUACAACAUUAUUGGGUGGUGUCUAUACUCGAAUACGACCCAGCAUAUCAGAUGACUCAACGCGGAGACAUCGGGGUCCCAAUGCGGAAUAGCGCGUGAGCACGGCCUCAGGCCCUUUAUCGCACGGCUCUCCC
Messenger RNA from Aspergillus candidus, 1092 nucleotides. RefSeq names its product zinc ribbon domain-containing protein. Gene Ontology annotation, cellular component: RNA polymerase I complex. The record is from RefSeq and is a predicted model, not a curated record. Gene Ontology annotation, biological process: DNA-templated transcription; termination of RNA polymerase I transcription. The transcript is spliced from 4 exons. Lineage: Eukaryota; Fungi; Ascomycota; Eurotiomycetes; Eurotiales; Aspergillaceae. The annotation marks the transcript as partial. Gene Ontology annotation, molecular function: DNA-directed RNA polymerase activity; zinc ion binding; nucleic acid binding.